UGCUUCUGACUUCACAUAUAAGAGGUAGGUGUGUGUUAGUCUUCUACCCCCAUUUCCCAUAGAAAAAGGAAGAAUCUUUACCCCUAUUUUCAGAAUUUUUAUAUGUGAAGCAGUAAUUUCUCUAAGCUUAAUCAUUUUGAAGAAUUAUAUAAAUAUGUAUAAUAAUAAUGGUGAAGAUGUUUCUGUACAAUCGGUUACUUUUAGCUUUUUUUUUCUCUGCUACAAUUAAAUAAGUGCUUUAAACUGCAAAAGUUCCAUCCUUUCUCUUUCUCAUCUCUACAGAAGCUCUUCCAUGGAGUUUGGGGCACACUGCUACACUAUUUAACGCUCUGCUCUAUUGGUUUCCUCUCAACAUCAUUACCGGAGUACCACUGUUCUACUAUCCCCUGCCCAAAAACAGUGUUCCGAAAUGGGGCUUGGAGAACAACAAGUUUUGGGGUUAUUGAAUUUAACGGAGGUGUGUUUUUGUUGUGGGUUGUGGGUUGUGUCUAGAACUAGUGAUUAUUCUUUAAUGCGGCCUAAUAUGUAGCUUUUAUUUCAUGCUGAGGUUUCUGAGUGGUGUAAAUCUUUCACCUUCAUUAUAAGAACUAACGCUACUUUGGUUCAUAGUUUGAAUCGGGUGUUUCUUAAAUUCUUGAAACUUUUUAUUCUGUUGCUUGUAAUGGAGCCUUGGAGCUAUGUGUCAACAGAGAAGGGGUUGGUAUCUGAGGAAACACUUCCACCUUUUAAUUCCCUUGCUAGGAGUAAAAAUGUUCUUUUGGGUUGGGAAUUCAAGACCCCAUGCACUUAUGGUAACAAUAUGUUAGUGUCAAGCCAACAAGGUAUUGGGAAUCAAGGUUUUGGAGAGUACAUACAAAUGAUGGGGAAACAGGUAUCCAAUCAUUCAAUUGGUGAUGUUCUAAGUGAUCCUAAGGAUUGUGGUGGAAAACUUAAUGAUCCAACGAUGACAGUUGCAUUUUCUGGAGAAGAUGAAUCCAGUUCAAGGAUUUCGAGCUCUAUUUUGGACUCCGGUAGUUGGGAUUCUUCACUCAUUGAUUUGAAACUGGGACAUGUUGGUGAUCGUGGAGACACCAGUAAAUCAAAACUUUCUAUAGGAGCUCCGGCCGGUUUGUCUUCAUCAGAGUCAUCUACACAUCCAAAGAGAUUACGGCUCUCAGCAGUCAACUCCCAGAAUGGCUUCUGCCAAGUAUAUGGCUGCAACAAAAACCUUAGCUCUUCCAAAGACUACCAUAAGAGGCAUAAAGUUUGUGAGCUUCAUUCCAAAACUGCUAAAGUAAUUGUGAAUGGUAUAGAACAGAGGUUUUGUCAGCAAUGUAGCAGGUUCCAUUUGCUGGCUGAAUUUGAUGAUGGUAAGCGCAGCUGUCGUAAACGCCUUGCAGGACAUAAUGAGCGUCGGAGGAAGCCUCAAGUGAGUAUUCACUCUGGUAGAGCUGGGAGGAUGCUUCAGUCAUACAAUGAUAGCAGACUUCAGGGGACUGCCUCUUUUAUAUGCCAGGACAUACUGCCGAGUGGCUUUUACAAUCCUGAGAAAUACGGAACAAUUGACUGGACUCAGCGUAUAAAAGUUGAAGAUGGGUCUAAUUUGAGGCUUCUUUCAACUAAUCCAGUACCAUCUACAAAUGGGCAUCUCCGCUCAAAAUUGCUCUUUCCUCAUGAUGCUGGGAAGCAAUUCCCUUCUUUUCAUGCGAGUGGAGCCAAUGCUGUGACAGCAAAUGUUUUCACCAAGAACAACAGCAUUCAAUAUUCACAUUACAUGGGAGGUCCAGACUCCAGUUCUCGUCCUUUCUUCCACAACACCAUCUUAGGAUGUGGAGACUUCAAUACUUUCAAUACAGCUACAACCAUUCAGGGGUUCUCAGGAACUUCAGACUCUGGUUGUGCUCUCUCUCUUCUGUCAUCUCAACCUCAUAGCUCCUCAAGCCACUUGUCUGGAAGUUCCAUGGUUCGUCCUCUGGUCAAGCCCGAGAGCCAUGCAUGCUAUAAUGUGGGUCAAGUCUCCAAAAAGCUUGUUGGAGCAUCAUCAAGUUGUGUCUCAAAUAAGCUCCCAUCUUUGGGAAUGAAUUCUGUGAGUGGGAGUUACCCGAAUCCCAUUAUGAUGUCCAAUGGUGGAGACAAUGUCAACUUUGAAAUCACAGAUGGGAUGUUCCAAGGAUCUGAUUUUCUGAAUUCCAAGGAUCGUAUUUCCUGUGAAGACAGCCCCACCAUCAACUUGCUUCAGUUAUCUUCACAGCUCCGGCGAGUGGACGAUCAAAGGCAAUCUAUGCAGAUGAAGCCGGAAGAUGAUGCAUUUUGGGGCCUUCGAAUUACAUAAUGUGCUCUCAAACAAGUUUCGAAAUGUUCUAAUCCAACCUCCUCAAGUGACAAGGACGGUGAUGGCCGCACUUAGAGGAAAAGCCUCAAAAAAAAUAAAAUUCAAAAGUCUUAUUUCUCCAUCUAAGUCUAACCAGCAGCUAACAACUUCAAUUUUAAUGAAUUAGACUACAGUUUGAUUUGUUGGUACAGCUGGUCUCUUACUACUAGAACUCACUAAUUUAUUUAAAAAUAGUAAUUGUGUUUACAUGAUUAUGACUUGAAGUUAAACCUGUGAUCUACUUUGGUUCUGUUAUUCUGCAGAAACCUAUCAUGUUCGAAAUUCUUAAUCAAUAAUUUGUUUUGCGUAAUAAUCAGAAACCA
Messenger RNA from Humulus lupulus (European hop), 2673 nucleotides. Its product is annotated as squamosa promoter-binding-like protein 16. Gene Ontology annotation, cellular component: nucleus. The transcript has 5 exons. Gene Ontology annotation, molecular function: DNA binding. Bases 662 to 2311 code for a protein of 549 amino acids. NCBI's taxonomy places the organism in Eukaryota, Viridiplantae, Streptophyta, Magnoliopsida, Rosales, Cannabaceae. The record is from RefSeq and is a predicted model, not a curated record.